Molecule: messenger RNA, 4973 nt
Organism: Phalacrocorax carbo (great cormorant)
Lineage: Eukaryota; Metazoa; Chordata; Aves; Suliformes; Phalacrocoracidae
Source: RefSeq, a predicted model, not a curated record
GCGGGUGGCUGUAGCUUGCCACGUUGCCGCCGGCAGCGCCGCGCAGCCCGACCAGAAGGGGGAGAGGUUCGGCAAAGUCCGGAAACGCUCGGCAAUGGCCGGAGGCGGCUUUUAAGGAGAGGAGCGGCUGCCGGCUCGCCCUGCCCCGCCGUCGCUCGGCGCCAGGCGGCUCGUUCGCCCCGGCGCUGCCGCCUCGCCCUCUCGCCGCGCCGUGAGGGGAAGGGGCGCGAUGCUGGCCGACAGCCUGGUGGAGGAGUUCGAGAUCCGCGAGGAUGAGCCCUGGUACGACCAGCAGGACCUGCAGCAAGAUCUUCACCUUGCUGCUGAACUUGGGAAGACACUACUGGAUCGUAACACUGAACUAGAAGAAUCUUUACAGCAAAUGUAUGCAACAAAUCAAGAGCAACUCCAGGAGAUAGAGUACCUCACAAAGCAAGUGGAGCUCUUGCGUCAGAUGAAUGAUCAGCAUGCAAAAGUUUACGAACAGCUGGAUGUGACAGCAAGGGAGCUUGAAGACACUAAUCAAAAACUAGUUGCGGAAAGUAGAGCUUCACAACAAAAGAUAUUAAGCUUAACAGAGACUAUUGAAAAUCUGCAAACACACAUAGAUGACCUGCAACGACAAGUAGAAGAAUUGAAAAAGUCUGGAAGAGGCCGGAUGAGCCAUGAGAGAUCUGACCAGCCAAGAUCAAUGCAUAGUUUCUCAUGUCUGAAGGAGCUGUAUGACCUUCGCCAGUAUUUUGUUUAUGAUCAUGUGUUUGCAGAAAAGAUUACUUCGAUGGAUAGUCAGCUAAGUCCUCUAGAAGAAGAAAAUGAGAACUUAAAAAAGGCAGUUACAGUUCUGCAAGCUCAGCUUAGCCUAGAGAAAGAAAAGAGGGUAACAAUGGAAGAGGAAUAUAGUCUUAUGGUAAAGGAAAACUGUGACCUUGAACAGAGGCUUGUUGAUAUAGACUUGUAUCGGGCUCGUGCAGAGGAGUUGGAAGCGGAAGUAGCUGAAAUGCGACAAAUACUUCACUCUGAAAACACAUGCCAUAAUGCAGAGAAAUUGGUGCCAGAAUCCUUUUUCAUUUCAUUCAAGGAAUCUUUAGAAAGGGAGCUUGGUCAGAGCCUGGCAGAUGAAGGACUUCCGACUGUACCAGAACUGGAGAAGAAGGCACUGAAACGGAGCAGCAGUGAAACUUUCCUAAGCAGCGCUGCAGGGGGAGACAUUCUAAGGGGCCAUGAAGAGACAUGUAUUAGGAGAGCUGAAGCUGUGAAGCAGCGAGGAAUUUCUGUACUUAAUGAAGUUGAUGCUCAGUAUAAUGCUCUGAAAGUGAAGUAUGAGGAACUUUUGAAGAAGUGUCAAAUGGAUGAAGAUUCUUUGAAACACAAGGCUGUACAAACGCUGAAGCAGUAUUGCAAAGACCCAAAUGUGGGGAAUACCCAGUAUGAUCUUUCAGCUAGCAAUGAAGAAUGCACAAAUGUGGAGCUAAGUGACUCUCCCACAAAUGCUCUUCCUGAAUAUAAAGCACUCUUCAAGGAAAUCUUUAGCUGUAUCAGAAAAACAAAGGAAGAAAUAGAUGAACACAGAGCUAAGUACAAGUCCCUCUCCUCUCAGCCAUAAUGUUGGACAUGCUGAUGACCCAUUUUCUGUUGGUGACUAAUCUGUUAGUCAAGAAGGGGAAAAACUUUAUACAAAAUGUCAGAAGACCCCUUAUACUGGUGUAUUUCUUGAGCACUCAAAAUGAAUGUCUUGGAUUGGCUUGUAGACCUUUAGUUAACAUCUAGUUAGUUCACAGCUAGUCUCCCUGUACCUAUGUAGCAAUAGAUUUAAUGUUGUUUAGCACUCUCACCCAAACUAGUGGUUGUAAAGCAAACAAACACCGUAGCUUAAUACUAUGCUACUACUUUAUACUACACUUAAUCUCUGGCCAGAGCAGUAAUGGACACUAGUUUCCUUAGUCCACUUCAGAAAUAACAGCUAAGAAAUCUGUACUGUGUUUCUCACAAGGAGCCAGCCCGAAGCCUUCCUUUGGUUCGCAGGUGAUGAUCUAGCCCUGUAACUAUGUCUGUGUAGAAGAUUGAGAUACACAAAGCCCCUGACCAGUAUCACGGGCAGCCUCUCCUUGAUUCUUGAGAAUGAAGUUAGCAGUCUAGCUGAACUUGCUUUGGCAGGGAGGUGGAGAGCUGGCACAGCAGCCUGCACUGUGUGCUUGGUUUGAGCCAACACCAUGUUUUCACAUGCACUCAGCUCUCCCAUAGAUCAGUAUAAAUGUCUUCCUACUAAGAAAGGAUUUGAUGUAAAGUUUGUGUGGCUUUUUAGGUAUGGUUUCUUAUGUAGGGCACUUUGUCUUAAGGCAAGAUACUGUGAAUUGGUUAUGUACGUUACUUGGGACCUACUGUUCUUUGGUGGAAUGUCUGCAAAGUACAUUUUUAUGUGUAUUUGGUAAGAUAGAAAGUUGCAACUUAGCUAUUUAACUUUAGUAGUAGCAUUGACAUAGUGGAAUUGCUUUUAAUCUUACAUACCACAGACUCCAAGUGUUUGAAGGAGACAGGCCAGGUAAAUCCUUAUCAUUUUGUCUAUGGCUUCCAGUGUCGGCUUCUGUCCACCUAUUCUGCGCUGCCUGGGGGGUGGGAGGAUGGACACAGCCCUGCCAGAACAUAUCAUACUAAAACGGGGCCAUGCUCUUGCUCUUCCUCUCCUUCUCUGCUCCCUAAUUAUAAUUCAUAUGUAUUUGAAUUCUGAAAAACAAAGAACAUGGAGACGUAUGUUCUUUAAAACUGCUUCAGAAUGUGAAGAAAACAAAGGCUAAGAGACAAAUGGGGGGAAGGCACAAUGAACGGUGACAUCCUUUUCCUUAUAAAGGGUCUCAUAGCUUAAUUUGGUCAGCUCUUCUUGGGAAUGAACUUACUGCCUGAGUUGCUGCGGUGCACCAAACUGUUGACACAGAAUGUUGACAAUUUCUUAGCUUUAGUUCAACUGCUGCUGUUGCAGUUCUGUCUGCCUUAUGUUGUAGCCUGUUAAGCUUGUGUAGUGCUGUCCUUCAGUUGCAGUCUUAAGACUUCAUAUUGUGGGAUUUUCUCCAAAACAUGUAUUGCGUUCUGAAAAUUAUUUAAAACUGGGAAUCUGAAUCUUGUGAAUAUUUUUCUAAGCAAAUAAAUAAUCCAGUCACGUUACCUGUGUACCUAGUAAUUUGGCACAGAUGGGCAUAUCAGGAAACAGUAAACUCAGCGCAGAUGGCACUUGCAUUAUCUAGUCUUGCCAUCUUUCUUAUGUAGCUCAGAUGGAGUUCCCAUUAAAUUUGUAUUUUAAAAAGGUUACACUAAAUGGGAAAGGAUAGGCCUGCCUGGGAAAGAAAUCCAGAGGGAACUAAGUAGUUUCUCAUUGUUGUGGGGUUUGUCAAAAAGCUGCUGUUCUGCUAUCAGGCCGACUGUAUUGUCGCUGUUUCCCUAACACCCAGAGGUCUGCCCCAGUAACCUUAAGUGAGAAAGGCAUGACACCAUUAGUAGUCUCCAAUGAUUUACUACUAAUGCUCCUCACUACUUUAGGGGAAGGGGGAUCCACACCUGCUGGACCAGGAUACUGCUGGCUAAUUUAGAGCACUUUCAUAUAUACAAUUUUUAUGCUUUAAACAUAUCAUAUUCUCAGAUUUCCACAGAACUACUUGACUCUUCUGUAAUGUAACUUCCCCUUGGCUACCUGUGCCUCUGCUAAGCUCUGGCUGUAUUGUACCUCAACAUGUAACUGUAUAUAUUGUGCAAUACGUGGGCUCUUCUUUCAUAACGCCUCCAACGAUGGCGCUCCCAGAGACCUGUGAGAGCAGCAGCCUGAGGUGCUAUGGUGGCAACAGGGCUGUACCAGGAAGUAUCAGCCAUGGGGGCAGGCAACAGACCCAGACAAAGGCUGCAGAAGCUGCCUGAACAUAAAACACCUCCCCUUUACAUUGAUGUAGUUUAUUAAACUACACUGGAGUGUUAAUUAAGGUAGAGUUUUAGCUGUUUAAAAAUAUGGCAUUUCACAUUUCUGUGGAAAAUACCUAAGUAUGGUAACGAUAUUCUUAGCCAAUCUUACCUGGAUUAACUACUGUAAUCUGCUUAUUUUAGUCAACAACUCAACUCAGCCUUUUCUGAGCAUAAGCAGAUGAAAUUCAUAGAAUCUCCUUCAGUUUAUCACAUGAUGAAGUCAUAGCCAAGCACAUGAACAGUACAGUAGCCAUCUUUACAAUGCUUACAGUAGGAUAUUCCUUAUCUUACUGCAAUUAGGCUUCAAUAAUAAACCUGUCACAAGAUCAGUUACUGUACCUUGUGCAGCAGACCCUUAGCUGGACAGCCACCUCUAGGUACCACCUAAAGAACGAUGCGCGCAGAACGAGGUAAAGCAGCUUAAGAGCCAGUUUACUAUCUACCUUGAACCUGUGCUAAAACAUUCUUGACCUUGCCUUCCUCCAUAAGCCUUCAGGCUAUAAAAGGAGCAGGUGCAGCCUCCAUUUCUUCGUGGACAAAUACAAGGUGGGGUAGAAUUGACCUUCAAGAUAAAAGUUUAUUAAAAAGAUUACACAAAGUAGAGGUUUUACAUUGCUGCCGUGUGAUAACUACGGCUGGAUGCCUUCCAGAGGGUGCUCUUGGUUACUUACCUCGCUGUGUUUGCAUACAGUAAUGCAAAAAAAUCCCUCAAACAAAACCCACACCAAUAAAAGAAAUCUGGUAGUUGUUCCAAAUGUAGGUACUUUACCAAAUAACUCAUUUCACAGACACCAGGUGAGAACAAUUGCUACGUAGUACAGAGGUCAAAGACAGGGGUUUUUGUUCCCCCCUCCCAGCCUAACAUUUCCAUGACUAUCUUCUCUUUAUAAAGAGGGCUGCAAGGGCUAUCACAAUGCUCAGACCAAAGUAUGAGCAUCUAGGUAUUUGACAAAAACCGGGAUGUUUGUAAACAAAUUUAAUUUAUUGGCAUUACUUACAAAAUAAAGUAUUAGACCAUGAUUUUUCCAUCA